AUGUUAGGAUUCCCGUACAACUGUCGGGUCAGGGAAGAGCAUUUGAUGAGACGCACUUCCAGUCAUGCUACAUUUCCAUCACCGCUCUCGCGAUUUACGCUGCCAACAUCACAGCAAACACUGCUCAAAGUAGAGAAGUCCGGCACAGAUGUUAGUCAGUUUCCCGUCGUUUCCAAAGCAGAUGUGAAAAAGAGAGAGUUGAAAGGAGCUAGUGGAAAGAGUUGUCAAGACUUACCAUUUCAAUUGACUGUAGAAUUCGUAAAAUUUUUAUCACUGCUGGACAAGAAAGACGAGGACGAGGCCGAGAAAGUGAUAGCGGAGAUGGCUGCUAAUGUUAGCAUGUGCCAAAUUGAAAACAACUCUGACGGAAAUUGCCUUUUCGAAGCUAUUAGUCAGUUGCUGUAUGGAACAGUUUGUCGGCAUUCGCAAAUUCGUACUAGAAUUGUUGACUAUAUAGCCAAUCAGAGAUCUAGUUUUGAAGACGCCGUUGUUGCAAUGAAAUCAGUCACUAUCAACGAAGAAGACAUAUCUAUUGAUAGUGAUGGAAUCCACAAUUCUGCGGACAUAUUUGAAAACUACAUUGAAGACAUGAGAGGGGAUCGAUUUUGGGGAGACACAAUAUGCAUUGAAGCUGCAUGCAUCGUCUAUAAGAUCCGCAUUACUCUACUGGUUUCGCCUGCGGCCUACAAAGUAGAUUUUAAUAGUGACGAUGAGAAAACGACCAAGCACUUACAUUUAGCCCAUAUCAACAACAGGCAUUUUCGAGCACUUCUUCCAUUUCAAUCUGAAAACAUUUCGACGCCAUCAACGUCUUUUCCACUACCACCUCUGGAUACGUCUCUUCUUCUAAAAAUUGUUGACUGCAACCUUGCAAUGGAAGAGCAAUAUCGUUGUUUUGGGCGCUUAGUAACUCCGGCAAAUGCAAACUACUCUAAUGUUCCCAAAGGAGUUUUGUCUUUGACUGAACUUUCUUGGUUAUACAGUAACCCAAAUCAACUUCCGGCUGCAAUUGCAUCCAUAAAGGAUGAUCCCGACGAUGUUUGCGACUUGGUAUGUUUGCACAGACGACUGGAGCGAAACAAAGCACUCAGAACGAAAAGAAAACGAGUCAAGUUUUCAAACGCAACAGGGGCUAAAAAAAGAAAAAUUGAGCCGGAAACUAUAGAUAUCAGUGACGAUGAUGACAAACAAACAACCACAAGGAAAGUGUCAUUAACCACACCUGAGUCAACAGUUCAAACCAGGGCAGCUGUGCUGGCAACACCUAAUUUCAGUCCGAUACAUUGCUCAGAAAAAGAGAUAGAAAACUUUUUUGGGGAACUUGACGGCGGUGGCUACAUCACAGCGCUUUUGGCAGCAUGUCCCGUCAAAAGUCCGGCAAAUUUUGGAAGAAAAGUUUCUAUGAAACAAUCCUUGGCUGCAUCGCAGCACGUAGUCAUGGCCGGGCGAUUCAGUUCAGCAGUGAUAAAGAGAAUAAACAAACUUUUCAAUCGCUGGUACUUCAAGAACGAGGCAGCAAAGAACACGGACCGUGAUGAUGUUUUGGAGCUUUUCGGAGUACCAAGUGAUUGGAGGUCUUCAGCCAAAGCACAUCAUGCAGCUUGUCAUAUCCUUUGCAGAUGGUAUCUAGGAACAUGGAUUACGACUGAAUUAAAUACCAAAGUAGAAAGAUUUUUAAAUGAGUAGUAGUCUUAGUUUUUGGGAAUUUAGUAAUGUUACAGUUUAUAUGUAUGUAUAUCUAGAUAUAUAUUGUAGAUCUGCAUCAAUCUUAAUUAUUCUCAUUCUUUUCGAAGUAACGUCUGAUAGCUAACAUUUGAAGCUGUUGGAGUUUAGUUGAUUGACGAUUUGGCAAGACAUUAAUUGCUAAUAAAGAAAAAAUGGC
Molecule: messenger RNA, 1882 nt
Organism: Corticium candelabrum
Lineage: Eukaryota; Metazoa; Porifera; Homoscleromorpha; Homosclerophorida; Plakinidae
Exons: 10
Coding region: 1-1686 (561 amino acids)
Biological process (GO): protein deubiquitination
Molecular function (GO): cysteine-type deubiquitinase activity
Source: RefSeq, a predicted model, not a curated record